This is a messenger RNA of Megalobrama amblycephala (Wuchang bream), 1002 nucleotides long. RefSeq names its product E3 ubiquitin/ISG15 ligase TRIM25-like. The record is from RefSeq and is a predicted model, not a curated record. Gene Ontology annotation, molecular function: zinc ion binding. NCBI's taxonomy places the organism in Eukaryota, Metazoa, Chordata, Actinopteri, Cypriniformes, Xenocyprididae. The transcript has 3 exons. The annotation marks the transcript as partial.
UUUGAAACAAUUACCAAUUGUAAAAGCGCUAUAUAAAUAAAUUUGACUUGACUUGAAAGGUUAACGAGAAUUAUCAAAUCAGUUUCUUGAUUUUAUAAAAUUUUACAAAAUAUUUAAAAUUUUUACAAAAAAGCAUGAAUGAGGAACCUUUUUACAGACACACUUGUUUUUCACACGUCACUCAAACACAGAACCAGGAAAUGUGAGUUCAGAGUAAGAGAAACUGAAGUGUAGUUGAGCUGUUGUGUGUUUGUGUCUCUGUAUUCAUGCAGUAAAAUGGCAGAAGCCAGAAUUUCAGUGGAUCAGAAUGAGUUCCUGUGUCCAGUGUGUCUGGAUAUCCUGAAGGAUCCAGUGGCCAUUCCCUGUGGACACAGUUACUGUAAGAGCUGUAUUACAGACUGCUGGGAUCAGGAGGAUGAGAAGAGAGUCUACAGCUGCCCUCAGUGCAGACAGACCUUCAGUUCAAGACCUGCUUUAGCUAAAAACACCAUGCUGGCUGAAGUGGUGGAGAAACUGAAGAAGAUUAAACUUUCUGCUGAGUGUUACGCUGGAGCUGGAGAUGUGCAGUGUGACGUCUGUACUGGAAGAAAACACAAAGCUGUCAAGUCCUGUCUGGUGUGUCUGAACUCUUACUGUCAGAAUCACCUUGAACAACAUGAGAAUUGGUUUAAAGGAAAGAGACACAAUCUGACUGAUGCCACUGGACGACUGCAGGAGAUGAUCUGCCAGAAACACGACAAGAUCCUUGAGGUUUUCUGCUGCACUGAUCAGAAGUGUAUAUGUGUGCUGUGUAUGGAUGAACAUAAAAACCACAUUACUGUAUCAUCUGCAGCACAGAGGACAGAGAAACAGCACCAGCUGAAGGAGACACAGAGGUGGUUCCAGCAGAGGAUCCAGCAGAGAGAGAAAGAUCUUCAGCAGCUGAGAGAGGCUGUGGAGUCUCAUAAGCGCUCUGCACAGACAGCAGUGGAGGACAGUGAGAGGAUCUUUACUGAGCUCAUC